AUGGCUGCCCUGGCCAGUUCUCUCAUCCGUCAGAAGCGGGAGCUGAAGGAACAGAACCACUCGCGCCCGGCGCCGGUCAGAAGGAAGCCCAGCCCUCGGGGGAAGAGCUCGCUGUGUCAGAAACCCCUGCUCCUCUUUAUCGGCAAGGUGCAGCUGUGUGGCGGCUGGAACAGGAGACUGGAGAGGAGCAGUGACGGCCUGUUGAAGGGGAUUGUUAGCCAACUCUUCUGCCAGCUUGGUUACUACCUGCGCCUGACGCCAGCGGGGACACUGGAUGGGACGGAGGAUGAGAUGAGUAUGUACGCGCUCUUCAAUCUCAUUCCCGUGGGUCUGAGGGUGGUGGCGAUCCAGGGAGUGAAAACCGGCCUCUACAUCGCCAUGAACUGCAACGGAUACCUCUACACGUCGGAACACUUCACCCCAGAGUGCAAGUUCAAGGAGUGUGUUUUCGAGAACUACUAUGUGACCUACUCCUCGAUGCUGUACCGACAGCAGGGCUCCGGGCGCUCCUGGUACCUCGGCAUCAACAAGGACGGCCAGGCCAUGAAGGGCAACCGGGUGAAGAAGACCAAGAGAGCAGCACAUUUCCUGCCCAAGCUCGUCGAAGCUGCCCUCUACCAGGAGCCCUCCCUACAUGAGCUGAGCGAGGAUCAGCCGGAGGCAAAGAAGGGAGUCAAGACAGCAGCCAUUAACGGCGGGAAGGAGGCCAAACUGAAGACGGAGGUGUAG
Mobula hypostoma (lesser devil ray) is the source of this 729-nucleotide messenger RNA. RefSeq names its product fibroblast growth factor 11-like. Gene Ontology annotation, cellular component: cytoplasm; nucleus. Gene Ontology annotation, molecular function: growth factor activity; sodium channel regulator activity. The coding region runs from base 1 to 729 and encodes 242 amino acids. The record is from RefSeq and is a predicted model, not a curated record. NCBI's taxonomy places the organism in Eukaryota, Metazoa, Chordata, Chondrichthyes, Myliobatiformes, Myliobatidae. Gene Ontology annotation, biological process: regulation of voltage-gated sodium channel activity. The transcript has 5 exons.